AUGACACAUACUCAGCAGGGCAGUGGCAGGUGUUUCCUGUAUCAGCUUGGUUCACACAACUUUGCGGUGAUUGACGCGGUGAUUGACUCGCUGCCUGCCAUCUUGGAAAGAGAAGGCUUUAGGGCCAUGUUUCAUCCCCAAGACAGUCUUCAUCUGGGCAACAUGGAGCCGAGAGUACAUCAUGUUGAGGGGGAGAAUGAGGCUCUUCAUCAAUUCUUCAAUGGUCAAGACCUAAGUGGAGUCCUGGACAGUUCGGAUGCAGUCGACACAAGCAUCCUUGAGCAGUACCUCGGUGCUGACAUGUGUCCCAACAACUUCAUACAUCCUGAAUCUCCUCCCGACUCGGGAUCAGAGGCCUUUUCACCUGCACAAAUGCCUGAGUGUCUCUACAAGCCUUCGCGUUGGUCCGUGCAUCAGAUUCUUGAGUCUGGGCACUUGUCUUCCUCAUGUCAGUUCAAAGGACUCCCUGAAAUGCUGACCCACGAACAGCUCCAGAACAUGGGGCUAACAAACAUUCACAUAAAACCUGGGACUCCACCUGUUCUUCCUGCUGUUGAAGCACCAAUAUACCACGCUUUGCCCUCUGCAAGUUACUUUCAAGGGUAUACCCCGCCUACGCCUCCAUCACCCCCUCUCUGUCCCCAAUACUGUGCACCAUGCCCGGAGAAAGAACCCAGUGUGUCCACUUCAUCGUAUUCUCAGAGGUUAGCCCACAAGGCACACAGCUGUUCUCCAGAGAAUCGAAAAAGGAGGAGGUCAGAAUGUGAAGAGGCGCUGGGACCUAAAACGUCCUGUGAAGUUAACAUUAGCGUCAAUGCGGGCGUGAGCAGCUUUAGUGAUGGAGGGUACAGCUCAUUAACAUGGGACAAGUACAAUCCCGGACAAUGGAACACAUUGUUAGAUGGCAGCUUCCAGUCACUCUCCCCUCUGGUCUACCAUGUUGAUGCAGAUAAAGGCUUCACCUACUCAGCAGCCGAUGAGGUGUUUGUCUGCCAGAAGAAGAACCACUUCCAGGUCACGGUCCACAUCGGUGUCACUGGAGAGCCCUACUAUGUCAGGACGACCAGCGGGCCACAGGCAGUCGAGCAUUUUGAAAUAAAAGUCUUUGGGAUCAAGCUGGAAGACCCCAGCCACUGUGUGAUGAUAGAGCAGUCACAAUCGGACCGCAGCAAGAGGCCUUUUCAUCCUGUCAGAGUCAGUUUGCCAAGCAAAAAAAUGACCAAGGUGACUCUCGGACGGCUGCACUUUAGCGAGACAACUGCCAAUAAUAUAAGGAAAAAAGGCAAACCGAAUCCAGACCAGAGAUAUUUCCAGUUGGUUGUGGGAGUUUAUGCAGCUGUGAAAGCAGAGACGUUAUUAUUGGCAUCACUCGUGUCAGAGAGAAUCGUAGUCAGGGCGUCUAACCCGGGCCUGUUUGAGACUGAGGGAGACAGUAUGUGGCAGCGAGGGCUGGUCCAGGACUCAGUGGCUUGUCAUGGCCGCGUGGGCAUCAACACAGAUUCUCCUGAUGAAGCGCUGGUCGUGUGUGGGAACGCCAAAGUGAUGGGAGCUGUCAUGCAGCCGUCUGACCAGCGCGCCAAGCACAACAUACAGGAGGUCGACUCUGAACAACAACUGAAACGAAUCACUCAAAUGAGGAUCGUAGAAUUCGAUUAUAAACCAGAGUUUGCCACCUCAAUGGGAAUAGAUCAUCCUCACCAAACAGGUGUAAUAGCUCAAGAAGUAAAAGAGCUGCUCCCGUCUGCAGUCAGAGAAGUGGGAGAUGUCACCUGUUCAGAUGGAGCCAAAAUAGACAAUUUCCUCAUGGUGGACAAGGAGCAGAUUUUCAUUGAAAAUGUUGGUGCGGUGCAGCAGCUGUCAAAAGUCACAGACAACCUGGAGACGAGAAUUCAAGACCUAGAAGUCUGGAACCAGCGGCUGGCCAAGCUCAAGAGCCUCACGGGCAGCCUCCGCUCACACAGAAAAAAUAGCUGUGUUUCUACAACACCGGCCAGUUUGCCAUCGAAAACUCAAAAAACAAAGAAAGAUGUGAAGUCGCACAAGUACAACACCUUUUUACGGAACAGAGUUAUUCAAGCCAGCAUCUUCGUGCUUCUAGCAACUGUUGCCAUUUGCAUGAUCGCCAUCACUGCUCUGUAUCUGGUCACUUUGGGGGAGGACACAGACGCCACUAACGGGCACAGUAAUUCAAGUUUAGUCCCUCCAUUAAGCACUGUCGGGAGUACCACAGUAGUUCAAACAACUAGUGCGCCUCGGCCUUGGCCUCCGGAUGUGGACUUCUGUGACAUCUUGUACUGUGACCAGGCGUACUGCUGCCCCUCACAUCCAGGGGGCAGCAAUGGCUUCAAUGUCACCUUUGAUGAGCAAUGGGAUGAACAGUACAAUUUAACAAAAAGAAGGUUGGAACAUAUGUAUAAGAAACUGAAAAGUGCAGGAGACUGGACAAAUACAACCAUUCAAAUCUUUAUGGUCAAGGAAAACAAACAGAUUAUUGAUGGUAGAUACUGUCUUAGGGACGAAUGUGGGCCGACUAGAUUUGUCUACAGAGUUCCCAUCAGUCAGUUUGUGCCCGGUAACAUGAGGAUCACUCUGCUCAUGAAUUCUACAGAGCUGCUCGUGGUUCAUCUCUGUCAUUUUGAUGAGUCUGCAGCCUGCUCUUCCCGAAUAGACCUGAACACGGUGACGGGCACCAGAUAUCCAACAAAUACACAGGGAAAACAUGAAUGGCCUCUACAUGUCGCUCGUUUGUAUCACAGCUCAUAUCACUUUCGAUCAUCAGUUGCUGGCCAGGCGGACUGCAGUACUGACCAUCACUAUGCAGGAAUUCUUGUGAGAACGACAUCUGUCAAACUGGCAGUUCUACCGGGGAGCCUGGGCCCUCGCCACCUCUCUCACAUUCAGGAGGAGACAGACAGCAGAGAGCACAGUGCAUGCAUUGUGUCCCCCAUAAAGCUACAGCAGGAGCAGCUGCAGAAGCAAGAACCAUGUUCAGCCCAAACAAGCGCGAAUGAGGCCAGCCCAGAGGCAGGUCUGUCUGAUCCUGCAGCGCUGGCCUUAUAUGAACAGCAAAGGAAAGAGGAAGAGAACAUGAGUCUGCUGCAGGAGUUAGGUGCCAUUGAGUCUGAGCUCCGUGAAUCUCUACGUUUGGACAUAGAGCGAGAGCAGGAGGUUGAGUUUCUUCGUCAACAGGAGAAUCAGCUGCUGUGGCAAGGCCUCAGCUACCUCAGCCUCAACCAAAGAGUGGCAAAGCCUUGGGUCAGCAGCUACUUCCGGAAGUUCCCAAUGCACAUCUACUGUCUUCCAGUUCAAACAUCGAGUCAGAAAAAACGAAAGCGCAACACAAAGAAGAAGUGA
Molecule: messenger RNA, 3354 nt
Organism: Knipowitschia caucasica
Lineage: Eukaryota; Metazoa; Chordata; Actinopteri; Gobiiformes; Gobiidae
Source: the annotation of a GenBank genome assembly